Molecule: messenger RNA, 3303 nt
Organism: Closterium sp. Yama58-4
Lineage: Eukaryota; Viridiplantae; Streptophyta; Zygnematophyceae; Desmidiales; Closteriaceae
Source: the annotation of a GenBank genome assembly
AUGGGUCCGGUCGUAGUGGUGAAGGACCCGGCAAAGAUCCGGCAAGAGCGACACGCUCGCCCACAGUCACAAUCCCUCCCGUGCACUCACUUCCGCUCACCCCCAGGCGCUCAUUCGCACAGCUUGUCGCAAAGUCCGCCGCAAAGCCGAUCGCACGCGUCGUCGCAUGCGCUUUCGCAAGUUCACCUGAAUUCGCACAGCAAGACGAGACAUCAGCACCGAGGGUGGUUUUCGAGUCUGUGUGGUAACAAUCUCAAUGUAGUCACAUGGUCUGCGAUUUUCUUCGCAGCCAUUCUUUUUCAUCUGCUCGGGCAUACGAAACUCCAUGAACCGGGUAACCACAUUGCGAAGCUGUCAGAUCUGACUGUAGACGGCAAAAGUCAACAAGGACUUAUAUCGAUUCAAAAUGGACUGACUGUAGCGGAAUCUGGGCCGGAAAGCGCGCAAAACGAGGGCCACAUUAGUUACGGCGGGGAUCGCCUGACACAUCCAACGGCUGAGAUUAAAAAGAGAUGGCUAGCUGCGAAUCCCGAGGACGAAGGGCCCGGAAAAUCCGGGAGAGGAAGGACCGACGCCAGGCACGGGGAGGGAGAACCUGGAGGGAAUAGCACCGCUCCGAUUCGUGGCGGGAUUGAUAAGGCGGAGGGGACGCACGAGGCUGGCGGGAAAGAGGAGCGUGGGGGGAAGCAGGAGGACGCGGGGAAACAGGAGGAGGAGGGGAAAGAGGAGGAUGAGGAGGGGAGUGGUAGCAGUUCUCUGGUAGAGCGCGUGAAUGCGAUUGACGGCAGCGGGGAAGAGCAAGUGGAGGAGCGUGAGGGAGGAAAUGUGAGUGAGGACAAAAGGGAGCACGGGGACUGGGAGAGGGAUGGGGGGGAGGAGGGUGGGCGGGAGGGGGAUGGGCGGGAGGAGGAUGGGCGGGAGGAGGGUGGGCGGGAGGAGGGUGGGCGGGAGGAGCAGCUCGCAAUGGUUGGCGCUAUGCUGGAGGGUGGGUGGCCGGGGCAGGAGGUGGCGUGGGGGAAUGCGGGAGGGCUGUGGCCUAGGCAGGGGGAAAAGGGGAGUGCUGUGCGGGAGGGGGGUGUUGAGGGGGAUCGGGUGGUUGAGGGGAAGGCGGAAGGUGAGGGGGAGGCGGAAGUUGAGGGGGAGGCGGGAGUUGAGGGGGAAGGGGGAAGAGACCGGGGUAGGUCAGAUAUUGGUGCUCACAGGAUGGCGGAAGGGGAGGGGGAGGUUGCGGAUGGGGGGGUGUCAGUUGGGGGGAAGGGGGAGGGGAAGAGCGCAGGAGCGGAGGAGGAGGGGGUGGAUGAGGGGGCUGCGGGGAGUGAGGAGGGGAAAGGGGAAGGGGGAGGGGAAGGGGAUGAGGAAAGGGAAGGGGAGGGGGAUGAGGAAAGAGAAGGGGAAGGGGAGGUAGGGGCCGAAAGUGAUGGUGUUGCGGCGAAUAAAGGGGAGGAAGAAGGAGAAGAGGGAAACAAGGGAGAUGUGAGAGGUAGGAGAGGAGGGGAAGGCAUUGGUAGUGUGAAGGCUGUGGGAGAUGCGGAGGGCGGGGAGAGCGAUGAGCAAGCGCGGAGGGAUGGGGAGGAGGAGGGGGGAAAUGGGGAGGAAGGAGAGAGUAGGGAGGAGGAGGAAGAGAGUGGGGAGGAGCAGGAAAUAAAGGGUGGGGAAGAGGAGGGAGAGGGUGGGAACGGGGAGGGAGAGGGUGGGGAAGAGGAGGAAGAGGGUGGGGAGGGGGAAAGAGAGGAUAGGGAGGGCGGGUACGAGGGAGGGGAUGACAAGGAGAGAGGAGGGGAAGGGGACGGGGAGGGCGAGGAGGGUGAGGGGGAAGAAGGGAGGGAGGAUUAUGGGAAAGAGCUGUUGGAAGGGGUUUUAGGGGAAGAUGAAAGGGAUCGAGAGGGGAAAGUGAAAGGGGAAGGGGGGGUUGAUGAUUAUGAUAUUGGGGAAGAGGGAGAAGAGGAGGAGGGAGAGGAGGAAGAGGAGGAAGAGGGGGAGGAGGAGGAGGGAAGCGAGGGGGAUGGUGGGAGGGACCUUGAUGGAGAGAUGGACGAGGGGGGAGCGGGGGCGAGAAAAAGCAGCAAUGCGGGUGCGCGGAAUCCCAAGGAAGGAGAGGGGGAAGCAGAGGGGGAGGCAGAGGGGGAAGCGGAGGAAGAAGCGAAGAUGGGGCUACAGGAAACAGGGGCGGAGGCGGGGGAAGCAGAGGAGGAGUUGGGAGAUGAUUUGGAAGAAGCGGGGUUUGGGGCAGGGCGCAGUCGCAGCCGCAGUGGCAGCCGCAGUAUGGGUGAUUUGGGCAGGCUUGUUGACUUCAAGGGAGUGGGUGCAGGCAAGGAGGAGAGGGUCGAGGAGUCAGGGGAAACAGAGGAGGAGGAACUAGAUGACGAUAUGGAGGAAGUGGGGUUUGGGGUGGGGCGUGGUGGCAGUCGCAGCAUGGGUGAUUUCGGCAAGCUUGUUGGGCUGCAGGGAGUGGGUGCAGAUGAGGAGGAGAGGGAGGAGGAGGAGAGGAUUCACAAGGCAGGAAUCGGCAAGUCCAAGGCAAAGGCGGCAAAGCCGCGGUGGAGGCCGGACAAGGCGUGUGCCAACGUGGCUGAGAUGGGCGAGGCGACAGCUGGCAGCACCGACCAGGCGAGCCUGAAGCUGCGGCGAAUGAUCGAGCGACACCUGGCGGUGCACGGUGCCUCUGCCCUGCGUGCACUGCCCGCUCACGAGUUCUGUCAACGGGGCUUCGUGCUGGGAUAUGGCAAGCACGAGGGGCUGGGCAACAACCUGUACAAAAUUCUCACAGCGCCGGCUCUUGCUCUCAUGCUCAACCGAUCCAUCAUUGUGGGCGAGAACUAUGGCACGCGUCCUGUCAUGGAGAGCAACAGGACAGUUGGGCAGCGCCUAUGGAAGGACUAUCUUGCCUUCUCCCCGGAAGUAUUCUCCAUGCUCGAGUUGAGGCACCUCUGGUAUCAGCACAAGUGUGAGCAGCGCUACAAGAGGUCUCUGGUGGUCAGAACGGAUUCGUUUGCCAACCGGGCGAGGUCUCGCACGCUGUGUGAUGAUUGGUCGACCUGGAAGGAACCCAUUAUCUGUUUUGAUGAUGCAUUGGAUUCAGUGGGUAUUCAGACAUUCCUGAAGAACCUCCAUCCAUCCAUGCGGGGGAGAGCGCAGGCCAUCAUGGGUGUGCCAUGGGACCCCAACUCGCGCCCCAACCUCUUUGGGGAGAUUGCGCGUGUGCUACUGCUGCCCACGCCAGCGGUGGCGGAUGCAGUGAGAUGGGCGCUGGGCAGCGGAGGGAAGGACGCUGAUGUGGUGAUUCACUUUCGGCACGGCGGGUGA